This is a messenger RNA of Echinostoma caproni, 276 nucleotides long. Lineage: Eukaryota; Metazoa; Platyhelminthes; Trematoda; Plagiorchiida; Echinostomatidae. The record is from the annotation of a GenBank genome assembly.
AUGCUUCAUGUUCUAUUAUCUAUUCGGCGAACACCUGACGGACAGAAAUUAUUUGAUAUGGAAUUGGCCGAGUUCCGCGUGAGUCUUGUCGCUUCAUGGUCAGAAGAUGAAGGCGUUAAAAUUAUGGAAGAAACUGACGGUUUUGAGGUGAUUACCUCACUUCCGGAUGCGGUACGUGUGGUCUGUCGGAAAUUAGAUGACGGACAGUUCUAUUUUAUUCCGGAACCAGACUCCUCAGCGGAUUCUAAUGACGAACCGGAAGAAAUGGAACAAUAA